Molecule: messenger RNA, 2876 nt
Organism: Neodiprion fabricii
Lineage: Eukaryota; Metazoa; Arthropoda; Insecta; Hymenoptera; Diprionidae
Gene: Art7
Product: protein arginine N-methyltransferase 7
Exons: 12
Coding region: 688-2832 (714 amino acids)
Biological process (GO): peptidyl-arginine methylation
Molecular function (GO): protein-arginine omega-N monomethyltransferase activity
Source: RefSeq, a predicted model, not a curated record
UCAGAUAGUAGUGAAAUAAAAUCUAAUUUGUUGAUGAAAAUUUAUUUCCAUAAAAUUUGUCAUUACCAAAUGUUUCUAUUUCACAAUUAAAUUUUGCCGGGUUGAUUCAGAUCACAGGAGGCGUUUGUUUCUCCAUCCGAUGUUAGGUUGAAUACACUGUGGUUAAAUAUUACUCCGAAACAAAUAAUGAAUUUUGAGAUUUAACUUGCAAAUAUCUACUUAUAUACAGACACAAUCGCUAAUUAGAUUUUGAUAAUCUGAGGUUAUAAAUGUCACGUGUAUCCAAUCUGUACAUGUUAUAAGCACAAAAAACUUCAUGUCCGAAUUUGAAACCUUUAAGCUCUGUAAUUUAAAUUUUUUGUAUACGAACUUAACCUAUGACCAGCUGUUUUGUUUGAAUUUUGUUUGAUUAUUUAUCCAGCUAUUCGUGGUAACACUUCAAAGAAAAAUUUGGUAAGUUGCUUGUUUGAGUCACCUUUGUAAUUUUAUUACUCUUAUUUAUUAGAAAGUUGGCAUUUUUCCCAAUUAUGGACACCUAUAUCUUGAAUUGCCAUACGUGCAUGAAUUAAUAAGCGACCAAACCCAAUCACAGAUUCUAAUCUUAUUGAGACAUACCAGGCCCGAAGAAAUAUUUUCAAUGGAUUGGUUCUUUUCCGGCAGUCAGCAAGUUCGCCCUCCAUCUAGAAUAUGAGACGUUUUGCAGUAAGGCAGCUAUCUCGAGGAAUUGUGCGUAAUAAAAACAUGAGCGUCUUCACACAGAGCUUCAAUCCAAUGACAGGAACAAUAUGCUGGGAAGAGAAAGAUCCGGAUUAUGAUUAUCACCAAGAAGUGGCGCGCUCAGCAUUCGCAGAUAUGCUGCACGACAAAGAAAGGAAUGAAAAAUAUUUUGCUGCUUUAAAAGCAGCGAUUGACAAAAAACAUGCGUUAGGAAAAAAAGCUAACGUACUUGAUAUUGGGACUGGAACAGGCCUGCUCUCAAUGAUGGCUGCCAAAUGUGGGGCUGAUACAAUAACUGCGUGUGAGGCAUUUAAACCAAUGGCAGAAUGUGCAAUUAAAAUAAUCGAAGAUAAUGGAUAUGCGGAUAAGAUUAAAUUGAUUUUCAAACGAUCAACAGAGAUCACUGUUGGAAUAGAUGGAGAUAUGCCAAAUCGUGCCAACAUUUUAGUUACUGAGGUUUUUGAUACUGAAUUAAUCGGGGAAGGCGCAUUAUCCACAUUUCGACAUGCUCACAAGGUUUUGCUGGAUAACGACAGUAUAGUUAUUCCACAUAGCGGCACAGUCUGGGCUCAAGUUGUUGACAGCCCACUGGUAUGUGCUUGGAACAGGAUAGAACCAGUUUUGAAUUCUACUGGUGAUAAAAUCCUUGUUGAUACGCCAACUGUCACUAGAUCAUGCAGCGGUGCUGCUGCAGUCCAUGAUUUACAGCUUAGUCAGUUGCCACGUGACUCAUUCAAACUUUUGACCAAACCUUUGGCAGUCUGCAGAUUCGAUUGGUCUGAUGUAGCAACCCUUCAACUGUCAGAAAGCUUCAGUCAUAAAACUAAAUCCAUUGCAGCAGGCACUGCGCAUGCAGUAUUUAUGUGGUGGGAUUUGAAGAUGGAUACCGAGGGGCAGGUACUUUUAAGCUGUGCACCAGUUUGGGAACAUCCAGAUGUGAAGUUAGAGUUGAAUCAUGGAAAGAGCACAGUUGAAUUGAAUGAAAAAAUUCCAUGGAGAGAUCAUUGGAUGCAAGCAGUUUAUUACCUAUCACCGGCGUAUGAAAUUUGCUCUGGACAAGAAUUAACGUUGGUCACUUCUCAUGACGAAUAUUCUUUCUGGUAUCACCUGAAUGACGGAUCAAGUAUGGAUGAAGUCAACUAUCAGCGACCAAUAUGUGACUGUUUCGUUCACUUGGCCUACUCGAGAACACGAAUAGGGCAAUUGAAUGAUAAGAAGCGCAAUAAAAAGUACAUACAAGCAUUAGAAAAAAGGAUCACGUCAGAUUCUGUAUGCUUGUGUUUGUCAGACAAUUGCUUGCUAGGUUUAGCUGCAGCUAAACUUGGAUCAAAGAAGGUUAUCAUUUUUGAGAGUAACGGUCUCUCCCACAGAGUGAUGGAAAUGUUUGUGAAGGCUAAUGGUCUGUCUGAGAAAGUUCGCAUUGUUAAUUCGAAAGAUGAUUUGAAUCCAGAUGAUGGAGUGAACUUAAUUUUUGGCGAACCUAACUUUGUUACUUCCAUUCUCGCAUGGGAUAACAUAUACUUUUGGCAUCUGAGUUCGAGAUAUCCAAAGCACAUUGCACGCAUACCAUCGGCAGUUACCGUCAGAGCUGUUGCAGUAGAAUUCAAAGAUUUACACAAGAUCCGUGCACCAGUUAGAAAAUGCGAAGGAUUUGAUAUGUCUAGGUUUGAUGAACUUGUUCAGGAACAAUUUUUACAGGUUUCUAGUGAUAUAAGCGAUAAUCAGAUAGAAGCACAUCCUCUUUGGGAAUAUCCGGGACAGGCUUUGACGGCUCCUUUCACCGUUGUAGAAUUGCACCUUGACAGAAAUAUAGAUCAUCAGCCUGAUAUUCAAAAUUCUGAUACAGCUUUCAUAGCAUGUACUGGAAAUUGCAAUGGAGUUGCGUUAUGGGUUGACUGGACUCUGGAUGCGUCAACUGAGGUCAGUACAGGUCCAAUAAAAGAUAUUGUUCCUGGUUCUAACAUAUCUUGGGAUCCAUACACGCGACAAGGUGUUUUUCUUCCGAGAAAGAAUUUUGCGGUUACAAGAAAUGACCUUUUGCAAUGGUCUGUGCACUUUUCCCCAAUCAGUGGUGCUGUACAAUUUACGUUUAAAAUUACAAUGGGAGAUAAUUAAUAUGAAUGUACACCAAAUAUAUUUAAUUUUUUUUUUCUUCUCAA